Molecule: messenger RNA, 8401 nt
Organism: Rhinolophus ferrumequinum (greater horseshoe bat)
Lineage: Eukaryota; Metazoa; Chordata; Mammalia; Chiroptera; Rhinolophidae
Gene: PRDM16
Product: PR/SET domain 16
Exons: 17
Coding region: 81-3908 (1275 amino acids)
Biological process (GO): regulation of transcription by RNA polymerase II
Cellular component (GO): nucleus
Molecular function (GO): RNA polymerase II cis-regulatory region sequence-specific DNA binding; histone H3K9 methyltransferase activity; DNA-binding transcription activator activity, RNA polymerase II-specific
Source: RefSeq, a predicted model, not a curated record
GACAAUGCUGGGGAGAUGAAGAUAGUGUGUAGCUGCUUCUGGACUCAAGGAGGAGGAGAGAGAUUCCGCGAGCCGACACCAUGCGAUCCAAGGCGAGGGCGAGGAAGCUAGCCAAAAGUGACGGUGACAUUGUAAAUAAUAUGUAUGAGCCGGACCCGGACCUGCUGGCUGGCGAGAGUGCAGAGGAGGAGACUGAGGACAGCAUCAUGUCCCCCAUCCCCGUGGGGCCGGCGUCCCCCUUCCCCACCAGCGAGGACUUCACCCCCAAGGAAGGCUCGCCCUACGAGGCCCCCGUCUACAUCCCCGAGGAUAUCCCCAUCCCGCCGGACUUCGAGCUCCGCGAGUCCUCCAUCCCUGGGGCCGGCCUGGGGGUCUGGGCCAAGAAGAGGAUGGAAGCCGGGGAGAGGUUUGGCCCCUACAUGGUGGCGCCCCGGGCCACGUUGAAAGAGGCCCACUUUGGAUGGGAGCAAAUGCUGACUGAUGCAGAAGUGUCGUCACAGGAAGGCUGCAUCCAAAAGGUCUCCGAAGACCUGGGCAGCGAGAAGUUCUGUGUGGAUGCUAGUCAGGCGGGGGCCAGCAGCUGGCUGAAGUACAUCCGCGUGGCCUGCUCCUGCGAUGACCAGAACCUCAGCAUGUGUCAGGUCAACGAGCAGAUCUAUUACAAAGUCAUUAAGGACAUUGAGCCAGGACAAGAGCUGCUGGUGCACGUGAAGGAAGGCGCCUACUCCCUGGGGACGGUGCCCCCCAGUCUGGAUGAGGAGCCCACGUUCCGCUGUGACGUAUGUGACGAGCUCUUCCAGUCCAAGCUGGACCUGCGGCGCCACAAGAAGUACGCGUGCGGUGCCGUGGGGGCCGCCCUGUACGAGGGCCUGGGCGAGGAGCUCAAGCCCGAGGGCCUGGGCAGCGGCGACGGGCAGGCCCACGAGUGCAAGGACUGUGAGCGGAUGUUUCCCAGCAAGUACAGCUUGGAGCAGCACAUGGUCGUCCACACAGAGGAGCGCGAGUACAAGUGUGACCAGUGUCCCAAGGCCUUCAACUGGAAGUCCAACCUCAUCCGCCACCAGAUGUCCCACGACAGCGGCAAGCGCUUCGAAUGUGAAAACUGUGUGAAGGUGUUCACGGACCCCAGCAACCUGCAGCGGCACAUCCGCUCCCAGCACGUCGGUGCCCGGGCGCACGCCUGCCCGGAUUGCGGGAAGACAUUCGCCACGUCCUCCGGCCUCAAGCAACACAAACACAUCCACAGCACGGUCAAACCUUUCAUAUGUGAGGUCUGCCACAAGUCCUACACACAGUUCUCCAACCUGUGUCGCCACAAGCGGAUGCACGCCGACUGCCGCACGCAGAUCAAGUGCAAGGACUGCGGGCAGAUGUUCAGCACUACCUCCUCCCUCAACAAGCACCGGCGCUUCUGCGAGGGCAAGAGCCAUUACACGCCCGGCGGCCUCUUCUCCCCGGGCCUGCCCUUAACCCCCAGCCCCAUGAUGGACAAGGCGAAGCCGCCCCCCAGCCUCAACCACACCGGCCUGGGCUUCAACGAGUACUUUCCAUCCAGGCCGCACCCGGGGAGCCUGCCGUUCUCCGCGGCCCCGCCGGCCUUCCCCGCACUCACGCCCGGCUUCCCGGGCAUCUUUCCUCCAUCCCUGUACCCCCGGCCGCCUCUGCUACCUCCCACGCCGCUGCUCAAGAGCCCUCUGAACCACACGCAGGACGCCAAGCUCCCCAGCCCCCUGGGGAACCCAGCCCUGCCCCUGGUCUCCGCCGUGGCCAACAGCGGCCAGGGUGCCACGGCGGCAGCGGGGGCCGAGGAGAAGUUCGAGGGCCGCCUGGAGGACACGUACGCCGAGAAGCUCAAGACCCGGAGCAGCGACCUGUCGGACGGCAGCGACUUCGAGGACAUCAACACCACGACCGGAACGGACCUGGACACGACCACAGGCACCGGCUCGGACCUGGACAGCGACGUGGACAGCGACCGCGACAAGGCGCAGGGCAAGGGCCAGGCAGCCGAGGGCAAGGCAGAGUUUGGGGGCGGCACGGCGCCCCCGGGGGCGGCGCACAGCGUGGGCGAGGUGCCCGUCUUCUACGCCCACCACUCCUUCUUCCCGCCGCCCGACGAGCAGCUGCUGAGCGCGUCGGGCGCUGCGGGCGACUCCAUCAAGGCCAUCGCCUCCAUUGCUGAGAAGUACUUCGGCCCCGGCUUCAUGGGCAUCCAGGAGAAGAAGCUGGGCGCGCUGCCUUACCACUCGGUGUUUCCCUUUCAGUUCCUGCCCAACUUCCCACACUCCCUCUACCCCUUCACGGACCGCACCCUUGCCCACAACUUGCUGGUCAAAGCCGAGCCAAAGUCGCCCCGGGACGCCCUCAAGGUGGGCGGCCCCAGUGCCGAGUCCCCCUUUGAUCUCACCACCAAACCCAAAGAGGCAAAGCCCGUCCUGCCCACGCCCAAGGUGGCCCCGGCCCUGGCGUCCGGCGAGGAGCAGCCGCUGGACCUGAGCAUCGGCAGCCGCGUCCGAGCCAGCCAGAACGGUGCGGGGCGGGAGCCCCGCAAGAACCACAUCUAUGGCGAGCGCAAGCUGGGGGCCGGCGAGGGGCUGCCCAAGGCGUGCCCGGCGCCGCUGCCCCAGCAGCCCUCCCUGCACUAUGCCAAGCCGUCGCCCUUUUUCAUGGACCCCAUCUACAGCAGGGUAGAGAAGCGGAAGGUGCCAGACCCCGUGGGAGCCCUGAAAGAGAAGUACCUGCGGCCGUCCCCACUGCUCUUCCACCCCCAGAUGUCAGCCAUUGAGACCAUGACAGAGAAGCUGGAGAGCUUUGCCGCCAUGAAGGCGGACUCUGGGGGCUCCCUGCAGCCCCUCCCCCACCACCCCUUCAACUUCCGGUCCCCACCCCCAACGCUCUCGGACCCCAUCCUCAGGAAGGGCAAGGAGCGCUACACAUGCAGGUACUGCGGGAAGAUCUUCCCUCGAUCUGCAAACCUCACAAGACACCUGAGGACGCACACCGGGGAGCAGCCGUACAGGUGUAAGUACUGCGACCGGUCCUUCAGCAUCUCCUCUAACCUCCAGCGGCAUGUCCGUAACAUCCACAACAAGGAGAAGCCUUUCAAGUGCCACCUGUGCAACCGGUGCUUUGGGCAGCAGACCAACCUGGACCGACACCUCAAGAAGCACGAGCAUGAACACGCGCCAGUGAACCAGCACGCUGGGGUCCUCACGAACCACCUGGGAACCAGUGCCUCCUCCCCCACCUCCGAGUCAGACACCCACGCACUUUUAGACGAGAAGGAAGACUCAUAUUUCUCUGAAAUCAGAAACUUUAUUGCCAAUAGUGAGAUGAACCAAGCGUCGACGCGAACAGACAAACGGCAGGAGGUCCAGGACCUGGACAGCACCCAGCAGUGUCCGGGCCUCACUGGUGGGAAGCCAGAGGAUGGGGAAGAAGAGGAGGAGGACGAGCUGGAGGAGGAGGACGAUGACAGCCUGGCAGGGAAGUCCCAGGAUGACGCCGUGUCCCCCACGCCCGAGCCCCAGGGCGCCUAUGAGGACGAGGAUGAGGAGCCACCCACCUCCCUGGCUGUGGGCUUCGACCACAGCCGAAGGUGUGUUGAGGAGCCACCAGGCGGUCUCUUAGCUUUGGAGCCGAUGCCGACUUUUGGGAAGGGGCUGGAUCUCCGCAGCGCAGCUGAGGCAGCGUUUGAAGUUAAAGAUGUGCUUAAUUCCACCUUAGACUCUGAGACUUUAAAACAGACACUGUACAGGCAGGCUAAGAACCAGGCAUACGCAAUGAUGCUGUCCCUUUCUGAGGACGCUGCUCUCCACACCCCCUCCCAGAGCCCCCUGGAUGCUUGGAUGAACAGCACGGGGGCCACCCCCGAGUCCGGAGCCUUUAACCCCGUCAGCCACCUCUGACAGGCCCAGGAGGCCACCUCGGCCCCCAAGUCCCGACAGAAAUCCCAGCUGUGGACGAUGGAGGCGAGGGCCUUGGGGAGCUGGCACGGCCUGGGGCCAGGAGGCCACUGUCACCUACGUCUGACCACUCCUCAGUGUCUGGCCCUCCCACCGUGGUUCAGCUCUAGCUUUUCCAACGAAAACUCAGACACCGGAAGCUACGGGAGCACUCAAUGAGUUCACUGUCUCUAAGAAUUGUUCUCGAGAACUUCAUUCUAGAAGAGCACAGCUUGUGGGAACAGCCUCGCGGAAUCAGCCCUGUGGGCGAGGGCAGGAUUUGAAUCCCAAACGGAAGCCGGGGGCCACUUCCGGGCCUGGAAGGGAUGGACAGACAGGGGUGCGCUCUAAGGACGAGAUUACCCAAACGAUUUUUAUAAUGAAAAUGACAAGAAUAACCCUUUUGGUAAUCUUAUGGACGACAGAGUCUAUUUAAGCAUGUGGUUUUAAAAAUAGACAGUAUUUUUAAGAAAAAAAAAUGAAAAAUGACUUGCAAAUUGUUUUUUAAAAGUAAUUUUGCAUUGCUUUCAAAUCUCAGUUUAUUUGCAGACCCACGCCUGCCUGGGAACUGGCACUGCGCUGGGCGCGUUCUUUAUACUGUAGAUAAUGGAGAAAUUUUCUAUCCCUGACCCUGUUUGUAAAGCCAAGGUGAUUCUGGGUCCCCAGAGGCAGAACCGAGGGGCGUGGCCCUCCCCUGUGAGCCGGUUCAGACUGUACUGGUACGGUGUCCUGGGCUGCCCGAGGCUGGAACGGGACAUGUGCCUGUCGUUUCUGACAUGUGAUUCAUGGCUCGGCUCCUCCUAAAGCCCCCAAUUAUAUAGAGAAGGUCUGAGUGGUGGCUCUGAUCUCCAGCGCAGAGGUGGGCCGGACACCUGGUGUCCCUGCCCCCAAGGUCUGUGCCUCGGCCACCCCUGUGCUAGCUCCACUGCCGCUCUCUAGAAGGCAGGGCCUGCUGGCCACAGACGUCCAGCCUCCACCCUCACCCACCCCCGUCAGACGGACUAGGGGAAGGAAGCAGGCAUGCCCCCUCCCCUGCUCCAGGCACCAAGCUCCACACGCCUGAGACCAGGAUCCAGGACGCAAGUGCCACUCCUGCUCUUUUCGUGGGUUCUUGGCAGGUGGGACCGGCUCCAGGACGGAAGGGCAUCCACACAGGACCUGGGGACCUGCCACCCUUCCCUGGGGACCAGUCUGCUUCUCCACUCAAUGGGCUUUAAAUUAUUCCCGUAGGGGCCAAUUUCAAAUAAUAAUUUUUUUUCCCUGAUGGAAUUUACCUUAAUCUGUAUAUAACUUGUAAUUUUUUUCUAAUUCAUUUCUUUUCUUAUUUUAUUUCUUCCUUAACAGUAUUUUUGGCAUUAGACAUUCUUAUUGUGAAGAAAUAAUGUUAAUAUAAGUAUCUAGUGAAGGACCAAAACCGUGUGAGAAGGUUGUGUGUUGUGUGACCGGUAGCCAGGGAGCGGGCGACUUGUAAUGUGCCAAAUAUAUUCCGCGGCCCCCCACAAAUCCUGCUGUCACUGCUGCCCGUUUUCCAGACAAUCAUGUGUUUUUGUUAAAUUUGAGUUUCAGCUGCAUUUACGACAAGUGUUCUAUUUAUUUCUUUUAUUGUUUGGGAGAAAAAAGAGUAAUAAUCUCCCAACUAGAGGGGAGAAAAAUCGCCCAAGUUGCCCUUAAAAAAGAGUGUACAUCAAACCAGUACGGAUCGCGUGUCGCGGUGGGCCUGCCCUCAGCCUGGCCCGGGGCAGCGGGAAGUGUCCGAGCAGCCUGUCCCCGCGGCUCAGGGCACAGCCGUCGGCGUGGGUGCCAGGGUGUCCAGCCUCACCCUGGAGAGCCACGUGGGGAGGUCCCUGAGGGCACCACCAGCCACGGAUCCCAGUGAAAGAGCUUCACCCCCUUUCUCAAAUGCACACGAGGUGGUAAGACUGACAGCCACCCAGGCACGUGCGGAGGCCACUUACACCAGUGUGCAGGCUGGAAUGUCACCCCCCCCACCCCGGGGCCACCGGGAAGAGCUGGCCGCCUCGUCCAUAAGGAUUUGCAAACCUAACCGCUCACACCUCCGGCCGGCAGCCUCCCUCGGCCAGACCCACCGGCGUGGCUAGGGAUGUCCACGUCCCCUUGAUGGGGAUCCCUUUGAAAAGUCAACCUCAGAUCCAAACACCCCAUUUCUGUAAACCCAAAUUAUAUGAUUUCUUCUGCUAAAGAAUAAGGUGUCUGGUUUUUUUUGCUAUAGGACUCUCUCUGUCUAAAAUAGGCAGUUUGGACUAGUGGACACCUAAGUGUCUAUUCUCGGCCACUGCAAGGCAGACAAGGGCUGCCCUUGCUGUUCCCCCCGGGUCUCUCUGUGCACUGUCACAUUCUGUCAUUGUCGGCCGAUCCUCCUAAUCAUUGUCGCUUCUCUUUCUUUCUUUUCUUCCAACCCCCUCCCCCACCAGGAGCCCCAGUUGCACAUUUUAAGGCCUACAUUUUUGUCCCCCUAGAAGCGAUUUAGAACAAGCCCAGUUUCUCCUAAACAUUCAGCCCCUCGGGCCCGAGCACUUGGCAGGUUUAGGAGAGUCUGUCCUUGGACGCUCAAAGCUUAGCAUGCCCCAGACCACAGUGAGCCACCCUCCCUGGUCCUCGGGCCAGGCUCCAGUACCGGCCCCUCCCGGCUUACUCAGCCCCAGCACCUUUGACGCUGAGGCCACCAAGUGCCGGGAGACCCCUGGGGGCCAGGGAGCCUGGAUCUGGUGAAAGAAUUUCCAGAUCCCAGCCUCAGAGCACGAGUGCGGCAGGGCUGCUGGCCGUUGGGCUGACCUCUGUGACCCAGGGGGGCCCCAGUGCCAGGUUUGCCCAGGCCCAGUGCCCCUCCAUCCAGCCUCAGGUGCUUCCCUCAUUUGACACCCCCAAAUGGAAAUUCAGAAGGAGGCCUCUUCGCACUUCCCUCCGCUGCUCAGACACUCCCCCCCACUGCUGCUGUCAUUCCCGGGCCGUCGGGCAGGACGCUCGGGCCCUGACCCUUUGGCCAGCCAGACCCUUCGUGAGUGGGACCGAGGCACACAUUCCUGCAGCCUGCCUGGCACCCCGGAGUGGGCAUCUGUGGAUGGGGGACGCCUGAGAGACGCCCAGCCACGCGGCCACCCCGUGCAAGGACCCUGGCUGGCCCAGCAGCUCCGUGGCCCCCGCGCCCGGCCUCGUCUGUCCUAGCUGCUUCCCUGAGCAUUCGCAAAGCACUUGCUGACAUACAUACCACACACAUUAGCCUCGAAGCCUUGAAGCACUGGAUUGUGGGCCCCCUGCCCCCUGCCCUCAUCUCCCUGCCCAAGUGACUGAAAUCUACUGAGCUGUAUUCACUGUGCUUUCCGGCGGGGGGGUGGAGGGCGGUGCCAUGGGAGAGCGCACCCCUGCACUGCCCCCCGAGGGACGGACGGAUGGGGAGCCGGGCGCUCUCCUCCGUCCCAGCUGGGGGAUAGAGGACACAGCCACAGCUGCUCCUGGUCAGUGCAGGUCAGCCGGGUAUCAAAAGCCAUGAAACUGUGUCUGUAGCAACGAGUGAUACUGUGACUAAGACAUUCUUACGUUAUUCCGAGGACGUUCCUUUACUCCUUCCAUUCCAGUUUUUUGGUUGUAUUCCUUUCUGUCACGGACUUGCAUUACCACUUUUGGGGAAAAAACAAAAUGAAAGAAACGACAAUGAAAAGGCAGCUUGAGUUCCCAAAUGUGCAAUUCACGGGUGAACAAAGCAAUUCGGAAGGUUUCCUUCAGCGCAUUUUGCAUCGUCCUCUUGCAGACGAGGGAAGCCGAGCCCCACUGUCCGAACACGUCAUGGGAAGCUCACAUAUGUGUACAUGCCAACAAGACCCCGAACCGCUGUGUCAUGUCAUCCUUUUGCCAUUGUUCCCUGACAGAUUUGGUUUAGGUUUUUUGGUUUGUUUUUUGUUUUUUUUCCUUUUAGAACUGUAUAGUGUUGAAAAGAAAUCAAAUGUAAAUGUCUGGUUUUCAUAUAAUGUUUAAAAAAAAAAAACCAUUGAGAGGGAGGCUAGUGUUUGUCCCAUGUCCCCGAUUGUAAAUUGCUUCAGUUAUCAGUAAGCUGUGCAUGACUCGUGUUUAGCGGUCAUUACUGUGUCUAUUCGUGAAAUUUUUAUGGAAAGGAAAAUUCCGUAGAUGCACUUAUUACACGUGAUUAGGUCUGUGUCCUCAUGACCAGGAGUCCUGAGCUUCCAGCACAAAGGAGAUGCAGCUCUUAAUUCCCGUGGAAAUCUCUGUGGGAGGAGAACGACAGAAAGACAUGACGUGGGACGUCACUGGCAGAGAGAUCCCGCAGAUUCCAUGUCGGUGCUUGUGAUCAGUACUUGCGUAGAGAAACGUCUUCAAGAUGAAGCCUAGGCAGAGCUGAUUUUGAGGUCAAUGCCGUAGAAUAGGACUGUAUACCAAAUGUAAUCUUUCCGAUGCUACAAUGAAUUUAUACAUGAGAUUGAUAU